UUCUUGCUUCCUUUUGAAGCUCUCGCUUCUUCUUCUGCCUCUCUGCUAAUCUUUAAACUGUCAAGAAAUUUCUUCACCUCCCAUGGCUUCCGUAAACCCCAUCAUCUUGGCAUGGGGUGCUGGAGAAGAUGGGCAGUUGGGCAUUGGAAACAAUGAAGAGAAAGAAUGGGUUUGUGCUGUCACGGCUCUCGAGUCUGAAAGGGUUUGCUCUGUUGUCGCCGGGAGUAGAAACUCGCUUGCCAUAUGUGAAGAUGGAAAAGCUUCUUUUUACAUGGGGCUGGAACCAGAGAGGAACUUUAGGCCACUCACCAGAAACAAAAACCGACAACAUUCCUAGCCAGGUUAAAGCUCUUGCCAAUAUGAAGAUUGUUCAAGCAGCAAUUGGUGGGUGGCAUUGUCUGGCUGUCGAUGAUCAUGGCCGUGCAUAUGCUUGGGGUGGCAAUGAGUAUGGGCAAUGUGGCGAAGAACCUGAGAGGAAAGACGAUGACAGUCGGGCUCUCAAAAGGGAUAUUGUCAUUCCUCAGCGUUGUGCCCCAACGCUUACAGUUCGCCAGGUGGCUGCUGGAGGUACGCACUCUGUGGUGCUUACACGUGAGGGACAUGUAUGGACAUGGGGUCAGCCAUGGCCUCCUGGAGAUAUAAAACAGAUAUCAAUUCCUGUAAGAGUUCGAGGUCUUGAAAAGGUGAGGCUUAUUGCAGUUGGUGCUUUCCACAAUUUGGCCCUUGUAGAGGAAGGAGUUUUAUGGGCAUGGGGUAACAAUGAAUACGGACAACUUGGAACUGGAGAUACUCAGCCAAGAUCUCAACCUAUUCCUGUUCAAGCACUAUCUGGUCUCACUUUGGUUGAUAUUGCUGCAGGAGGAUGGCAUUCCGCUGCAUUAACAAAUGAAGGAGAGGUGUAUGAUUGGGGAAGGGGAGAGCAUGGUAGACUUGGAUUGGGAGAUGACAGGAGCAGCAAAAUGGUGCCACAGAAGGUUCAACUCCUAGUCGGGGAGGACAUUGUUCAGGUUUCUUGUGGUGGUACGCACUCGGUCGCUUUAACACGAGAUGGGAGAAUGUUCUCUUUCGGACGAGGAGACCAUGGACGCCUGGGACAUGGGAGGAAAGUGACAACCGGCCACCCAAUUGAAGUGCCAAUAAACCGCCAACCUCCAACAAAUCUCAGCAGCAGUGACAGCCAUGGAAGAUGGUGUGUUAAGCUCAUCGCUUGUGGUGGACGACAUACUCUAGCAAUAGCCAAAUGGCAGACUGAUGAAUCAAAACAGUCCUUGUGAAUUUAAGCAGGUCAAAAUGCAUACUCACAGACUAUGAAGAUCUAUGAACUUGUAUGAAUGCAGCAAUUUGAUUUUCUUUUGCCACAGAAGAAAGGGAUGGGGAAGGACAAUUUUAUACAUUUAGAAGACUAUUCUAUUUUGAAUAAAUUUGAAUGAAUUUGUUA
Messenger RNA from Telopea speciosissima, 1438 nucleotides. Its product is annotated as ultraviolet-B receptor UVR8-like. Lineage: Eukaryota; Viridiplantae; Streptophyta; Magnoliopsida; Proteales; Proteaceae. The record is from RefSeq and is a predicted model, not a curated record. The transcript has 11 exons. Bases 129 to 1274 code for a protein of 381 amino acids.